AUGCUAGGCCGCUGUGGUCGUCAGGCUUCGCGCCUCCUGCCGCGCCCUGCCUCCGCGCCCCGACCGCCUUCAGUGCAAUGGCAUCGUAUGUUAUCAACGUCAAACAGCCAGCAAUCGCUGCUCUCCGCGCCUCUCCAAGAAGCCGACCCCUCGGUGUACAACAUUCUCCAGAAGGAGAAAAAUCGACAGCAGCACUUCAUCAACCUCAUUCCCUCAGAGAACUUCACAUCUCAGGCUGUUCUAGAUGCGCUUGGAAGUGUUAUGCAGAACAAAUACUCCGAGGGAUACCCCGGAGCUAGAUACUAUGGAGGAAACGAACAUAUCGACGAGUCCGAGAGGCUCUGUCAGCAGCGCGCCCUCGAGACCUUCCGUCUCAGCCCGGAGGAGUGGGGGGUGAACGUCCAACCGCUCUCUGGCUCCCCCGCGAACCUAUACGCCAUCUCCGCCCUUCUCAACACACACGACCGAUUGAUGGGAUUGGAUCUGCCGCAUGGCGGUCAUUUGUCCCACGGCUAUCAGACACCUACAAAGAAAAUCUCCUUUAUCUCUAAAUACUUCGAGACUUUCCCCUACCGCCUCGACGAGUCAACGGGUCUGAUCGACUAUGAUAGCCUCGCGAAGCAGGCCCUCCUUUACCGCCCGAAACUUAUCAUCGCCGGUACAUCAGCCUACAGCCGUUUGAUUGAUUACCCCCGCAUGCGCGAGAUUGCCGAGAACACGGGUGCCUACCUCCUAAGCGAUAUGGCACAUAUUUCUGGUCUGGUGGCCGCCGGCGUCGUUCCCUCGCCGUUCUUACACUCUGAUGUCGUGACGACUACCACUCACAAGUCGCUCCGUGGCCCACGAGGAGCCAUGAUCUUCUUCCGCAAGGGCGUCCGCCGGACGGACAAGAAGGGCAACCCAGAAAUGUACGACCUCGAGGGCCCCAUCAAUGCGUCCGUCUUCCCGGGCCACCAGGGUGGUCCUCACAACCACACUAUCACCGCGCUGGCCGUGGCCCUCCAGCAGGCACAGUCGACUGAAUUCAAGACGUACCAGGAGACGGUCCUGGCCAACGCCAAGUCUCUAGCUGAGCGUCUGGGUGGCCCGACAAGCAGCGGAGGCCUGGGCUACAACAUCGUGUCUGGUGGCACAGACAACCACUUGGUGCUGGUGGACCUUAAGAACCGCGGUGUUGACGGGGCCCGUGUUGAGCGCGUGCUCGAACUCUGUGGUGUUGCCAGCAACAAGAACACCGUCCCGGGAGACAAGUCAGCGCUGAAGCCUGGCGGUUUGCGACUCGGCACCCCCGCUAUGACCACCCGCGGGUUCCAGCCAGAGGACUUCCGCCGUGUUGCAGACAUUGUCGACCGUGCAGUGACGAUCACGCAGAAGCUGGACAAGCCGGCUAAGGAGGCCGCAACAGCCAAGGGCGCGAAGAACCCCAACACUGUCAAGGCAUUCUUGGAAUAUGUAGGUAACGGCGAGGAGAUCUCGGAGAUUGUGCAGCUGCGCCAGGAAGUCGAGGAUUGGGCAGGCACGUUUAGCCUCCCAUGGAAGAAGGAGUAG
Messenger RNA from Aspergillus puulaauensis, 1548 nucleotides. It is a transcript of the gene SHM1, whose product is annotated as serine hydroxymethyltransferase. Bases 1 to 1548 code for a protein of 515 amino acids. Gene Ontology annotation, cellular component: cytoplasm. The record is from RefSeq and is a predicted model, not a curated record. Lineage: Eukaryota; Fungi; Ascomycota; Eurotiomycetes; Eurotiales; Aspergillaceae. The transcript is spliced from 5 exons. Gene Ontology annotation, molecular function: zinc ion binding; pyridoxal phosphate binding; glycine hydroxymethyltransferase activity. Gene Ontology annotation, biological process: tetrahydrofolate interconversion; folic acid metabolic process; L-serine catabolic process.